This is a messenger RNA of Fusarium keratoplasticum, 816 nucleotides long. RefSeq lists its product as uncharacterized. Gene Ontology annotation, molecular function: oxidoreductase activity, acting on the CH-OH group of donors, NAD or NADP as acceptor. Bases 1 to 816 code for a protein of 271 amino acids. The record is from RefSeq and is a predicted model, not a curated record. NCBI's taxonomy places the organism in Eukaryota, Fungi, Ascomycota, Sordariomycetes, Hypocreales, Nectriaceae. The transcript has 2 exons.
AUGAGUUCAGUCGUUCGAUUACUCACCGGCAAAACGGCUGCAAUUACAGGCGGUACUACAGGAAUCGGACGAGCCAUCACCCUCGAGUACCUCCGCCAAGGCGCAAAUGUCGCCGUCAACCAUCUAGGUCUCUCCAAGGACGAACCGCUUCGUCGAAGCCUUGUCGACGAGGCCAAGCGUCUGAGCAGAGAGGCACCUGAGGGAGCACCAACUGGAGAGCUGCUGGAGAUUGCUGGAGAUGUGACAGAUCCAGAGACGGGGAAGGCUCUGGUAGCAGAGGCAGUCAAGAAAUGGGGAGCUUUGGACGUGUUUGUUGCGAAUGCAGGCAUUUUCAAGGCCAACGCGUUUCUCGAUAUCGAAAAGGAGACGUUUGACAAUUCUAUGCGAGUCAACGUCAACGGAGCUUUUUACACGUGCCAGGCCGCAGCUCGACAGAUGGUCAAGCAGGGUAACGGGGGCUCCAUCAUUGGCAUCUCGUCCAUCAGCGCACUGGUCGGCGGCGGGCUCCAAGUGCACUACACACCGACCAAGGCUGCUCUCCUUUCCAUGACCCAAUCAAUGGCGAUUGCCCUUGCCAAGGACAAGAUCAGAGUCAAUGCCCUCCUUCCUGGCACGAUCCAUACCCAGCUGGCUGAUGCCGACAUGGCCAACGAAGAGAAGCGCAAGUACUUGGAGCACCGCAUUCCGUGGGGCCGGGUCGGGAAGCCUGAGGAUCUGGCUGGACCAGCUGUGUUCCUCGCUUGUGAGAAGAUGAGUGGUUUUGUUACGGGGGCUCAGUUACUGGUGGAUGGUGGAAUGUUUGUACAUCUUCAAUAA